Messenger RNA from Meleagris gallopavo (turkey), 2182 nucleotides. Lineage: Eukaryota; Metazoa; Chordata; Aves; Galliformes; Phasianidae. The record is from RefSeq and is a predicted model, not a curated record.
AUUGCUUACUGUGUUAGCACGGUGCUGAAUAGGAGCCUGUUGUGUGAUGCAAAUGUUCAUGGAAAUGUGCCUUGUUUUGUAGCCCAAAAUACUCCAAAUUCCGACUGGGAGAAGAAGGUAACUGACUACUUCAAAGAGAAAUUAAAGGAAAAUAAUGCUACUAAUUGGGUCCCAUCGCUGAAUGAUGUUCCUGUACAUUACCUGAAGCCCAACAGUUUAGUGAAAUUUCGCUGUAUGGUUCAAGAUAUGUUUGAUCCUGAGUUUUAUAUGGGUGUAUAUGAAACAGUUGACCCAAACACAAACGCACGUGUUUUGCAUUUUGGUAAAUACAGAGAUGUGGCAGAAUGUGGGCCACAGCAGGAAAUUGAUAUGAACUCCUCACAAACAGUCACCUUGGAAAGACAGACAUUCUACUGCGUUCCAGUGCCUGGUGAAUCAGCCUGGGUGAAAGAAGCGUAUAUCAGUGCCAGCCAAGCUCGAGUCAGUCCUUCAACAUCCUACACACCAAGUCGCCACAAGAGGAGCUAUGAGGAAGAUGAGGACAUGGAACAACAUCCAUCUAAACAGAAAGAGCAACACAUGGGCAGUGGAGGUGAUAGUCAUGGAUGUGGGGAGCCAAAAAGACUAGAAACUGAAGCUUCUGCAGGUCAUCAUCUCAUUUCUCCCAACUGUUCACCUCCUCUUGACUUAAAUUUUCCAUUGCCAGGGGAGAAAGGACCAGCAUGUCUUGUAAAGGUGUAUGAGAGCUGGGAUACCUUCAAAGUCAAUGAUGUUCUGGAGGUGUAUGGUAUUUUGUCUGUGGAUCCAGUGCUGAGUAUAGUGAACAAUGAAGAGAGGGAUAGCUCAACCCUCGAUCCUAUGGAGUGCAUGGACACAGCAGAAGAGCAGAGAGUUCACAGUCCUCCAUCCUCAUUAGUCCCCAGAAUCCAUGUGAUUUUGGCACAUAAAUUGCAACAUCUUAAUCCAUUACUGCCUGCUUGCCUUAAUGAAGAAGAGAGUAAAACCUUUGUGUCUAAUUUCAUGUCUGAGCUGUCACCAGUUAGAGCAGAGUUGCUUGGGUUCCUCACACAUGCCCUCUUGGGAGACAGUUUAGCUGCUGAGUACCUUAUAUUGCAUCUCAUCUCUACAGUUUAUGCGAGACGAGAUGUGCUUCCUCUGGGAAAAUUCACAGUCAACUUGAGUGGAUGUCCAAGGAACAGCAUCUUCACAGAGCACAUCUACCGCAUCAUCCAGCAGCUCGUCCCAGCUUCCUAUCGCCUACAAAUGACGAUUGAAACCAUGAACCAUUCACGAUUUAUCCCACGCAAAGACUACACAGCUAAUCGCUUGGUCAGUGGAAUACUGCAGCUCGCCAGCAACACUUCCCUUGUCAUAGAUGAGACUCAGCUUGAGCAAGGACAGCUUGACACAAAAGGUGUGCAGAAUGUAAAAGCAUUGGGUAAUCUGAUAACUUGGCAGAAAGUGGAUUAUGACUUCAGUUACCACCAGAUGGAAUUCCCAUGCAAUAUUAACGUUCUUAUCACCUCAGAGGGCCGAUCGCUCCUACCGUCAGAUUGUCAAGUCCAGUUACAACCACAGAUAAUUCCACCAAACAUGGAGGAGUAUGUGAACAGCCUCCUAACUGCAGUGCUCCCUUCUGUGUUGAACAAAUUUCGAAUUUACCUAAGUUUACUGAGACUGCUGGAUUAUAGCAUAUCUGAUGAAGUGACGAAGGCAGUUGAAGAAGACUUUGUAGAGAUGCGCAAGAAUGACCCCGAGAGCAUAACUGCUGAUGACCUGCACAGAACACUGCUUGUAGCAAGGUUCCUGUCUCUCAGCGCGGGGCAGACGACACUGUCAAGAGAGAGGUGGCUGAGAGCAAAACAACUGGAGGCACUGCGUAAAGCCAGACUUCAGCAGCAAAAGUGUGUUAAUGGAAAUGAACUUUAAUGUUUUGUGGAUGUCAUGAUAAAAAUUUGUCUAAUCCUAGAUGGAACCCAUACUAAGAUUGGGAUAUUGUUUAUACCAGUUUUUUUGUAGAUAAUUUAUACCAAGAUAUUAUGGAUAUUUACCCUUGCAAUCUGAACACACUAUCUCUGUUCAGCCAGCUAAACAUAUUUUAUGAAAUUUUUUUGGAGCCUGUUUUGUAAUUGAGAAUUGGUAACACUGAGCAAAUGAUUUGAUAUUAAAGUUUAAUACUGAA